Molecule: messenger RNA, 1125 nt
Organism: Volvox carteri f. nagariensis
Lineage: Eukaryota; Viridiplantae; Chlorophyta; Chlorophyceae; Chlamydomonadales; Volvocaceae
Exons: 5
Source: RefSeq, a predicted model, not a curated record
UUCAACGUCGUCAACGUAAUGAUGGGCGUUGGUCUCCUCUCGCUGCCUUUUGCGCUUAAAUCAUCCGGCUGGAUUGGGAUAUUGGUGCUCUGGGUCAUGGGCAUAGCCACCAACUAUACAGCCAAAGCGCUCUGCGAGUGUGCUGACGCGGUCACCAAGCGGCAAGGCGCCGGCAGUGGUCCCGUGGGGUAUGAGGAGAUUGCCGAGGCUGCCUUCGGCCCCUUGGGUCGCCUCAUCAUCUCCGCCAUCAUCUACGUCGAACUCUUUGGCACGUGCGCGUUGCUCUUCAUCCUGGAGGGCGACAACAUGUUCAAGCUAUUUGGAGCCUCCAGCCUCGCGUCCAACCCCUCAACGUACAUGCUGCUGGCGGCAGCCAUCAUGAUUCCGACUGUGUGGCUGCCCGACCUGAAGGCGCUGUCCUUCCUGGGGGCUGCCGGCGUCACGGCCACGUGCACCGUCUCCGCAGCGGUCGCCUACACGUUUCUGUCCGGCAGCUUCACGCCUGGCGCCCCCACGGACCUUGCCAACUGGGCUACCCUGCCACUGGUACUGGGCAUCUGCACCUUUUGCUACAGCGGACAUGGCGUGUUUCCCGCCAUCCAAAAGUCCAUGCAGGACCCCCGGCAGUUUCCUCAGGCGAUGGUGCUUAAUGUGGCCUACCUCGUUGUGGCGAUCCUUUGCACACUCAUGGGCGCCGCCGGGUACUACAUGUACGGCACCGGUGCGCUUGAUCUCAUCACCUUCAACCUGACAGGCGUUCUGGCGGCGGUCUGCGCUUCAGUUAUCCUGGUCAACCCUAUUGCAAAGUUUGCGUUGACCAUGGAGCCUGUGUCCGCAGCGCUGCAGUCGGCAGUCCCGGGCGGUCAGCAGGGCCUUGUACGGCUGGUGGUGCGUACGGUACUGGCGAUUGCGAUCCUGGCAGCGGCGCGCUCGCUGCCGUUUCUGGCGCAUCUGAUGGCGCUUGUCGGGUCGUUUAUGACGAUCAGUGUUUCAGUUACCUUCCCGCCGCUGUGCCAUCAGGUAUCGGGAUUAUCGGAUCGGUCGCCUCGUUUUGGGAUGAGCGUCAAAUGUUGUGUUACGUGCUCGGGUGUCACCAGUUUGCAGCAAGACAAGAAAAGCGUGUGA